AUGUGUGUCUCGAGCAAAGAAAAGUUCUUGGAAUCGGUUGAGUACAUCAGUAGGAGCUCGAUGGUGAUAGAUGAAGAAGCCGAAGAUCAUCGUUGGGUAAUCAUGGUUUCGAUUCUGGUCCGUAAGAUCAUCGGACUUCUCCGUACGCCUAUGGAAUACACAGGUUUCAUCGUUGACUUUUUACUCAAUCUCUUCUCUGCAAAUGGUGGCUUCUUGGGUUUGCUUUUCGGGAGAAUUGAUAUGUAUAAAGGUUGGAAUUUCGUCGAACACUUGGAGAGCAUGGAUUUGGUCAAUUCGGAUUCUUCAGAAAGCGUUAGGCUCGAACCGGGAAGUAGUGGGCUUAUGGAUUUGUGUGUGAUGGCUUCGAAACUUGCGUAUGAGAACGCCAAGGAAGAUUUUAUUUCGUUUGUGUUAUUCCAACAUUACCAGAUGCAUUAUGAUUUCGGCGGAGGUUGUUCAAUUAGUUAG
Arabis nemorensis is the source of this 468-nucleotide messenger RNA. Lineage: Eukaryota; Viridiplantae; Streptophyta; Magnoliopsida; Brassicales; Brassicaceae. The record is from the annotation of a GenBank genome assembly.